Messenger RNA from Chrysemys picta bellii (western painted turtle), 1972 nucleotides. The record is from RefSeq and is a predicted model, not a curated record. NCBI's taxonomy places the organism in Eukaryota, Metazoa, Chordata, Testudines, Emydidae.
GGUCUACUAGUAAAAGGGCAGUUCUGCCUUUAUAAGCUGCAUCCACACCAAGAGCACUUGGCUAUAGACUGAGGUCUAGCAAUACUGUCCAUGUGUGUCUAGUGUAGACAUGGCCAAAGGUCAUGGCCACGGUUAUACGGGCAAAGGUGUGCUUAGACUGGGAUAGCUUGUUUUGCUUGUAGCGGUGGCUUUACUGUACUGAUACAAAGUGAAACUUUACUAGGACAGCUGAAUUCACACUAGGAGCACUUCGCUGGUAUAGCAUACUGGCAUCCCUAUACCAGCAAAGUGCUCCUAGCGGAGCAUGACAUUAGCCAUAACAAAAAAAGCUUUGUGUCUCACGCCUCAACAGAUACUUUCUAAUGGAUGCUUCAGUGGGUUAUUGAAUUAAAUCUUUCUACUGAACACAUUAGAACACUUACUAGGAGGCAGAGUAUCUGUAUAAAAUACAACUGAACUAUAAUUUUCAGUGUAAACAAAGUUCAUUGGAUAAUGCAUUGUCCAUAUUGUUCAUUCAUAAUUCCCAAAAUAAAGUAGUGCGUAUUAACAUGGUUCUACAGUAAGUGUAUUAGCACAAAGCUUCCAAUGGAAUGCAGAUAUGAACUGAUGCAGAAGGAAGUGCAUGGGAAGCGUAAUAUACGGCAUUACAGAAUAUCUUCAUUAUCUGCUCCUAAAGGAUUUUUUUUAAUCCAGUUUUGUAUCUUUUAGUUUGUCGAAAGUGAUGAUGAUGAAGUAGAACUUCUGUUUAAUAUCCCGUUUACAGGCAACGUGAAGCUAAAAGGGAUAAUUGUGAUGGGAGAGGAUGAUGAUACACACCCGUCAGAGAUGAGACUGUUCAAGAACAUUCCUCACAUGUCAUUUGAUGACACAGCCAGAGAACCAGAUCAGAUGUUCAGUCUGAAUCGAGAUCUAACAGGAGAACUGGAGUAUCCCACAAAAAUUGCUCGUUUCUCAAACGUUUACCAUCUCUCCAUCCACAUUUCCAAGAAUUUUGGAGCUGAGACAACAAAGAUCUUUUAUAUAGGCCUGAGGGGAGAGUGGACAGAGGCUUAUCGACAUGAAGUGACCAUCUGCAACUAUGAAGCAUCAGCAAACCCAGCUGACCACAAAAUUGAUCAGAUCAUGCCGGAGACCCACUUCAUUUCCUAACAGUAGCACCGGGAUGCUCCCAAAGGCUUCAUUAUCAAUACACUGAGUUAAUGGACUGACUCUGAAGAGAACAGAUUCUUGGGGCGCUGGAGAGAGUGGUGAAAUUGCUUUUAUUUCUUCUUGUCUUUGCCCUGGGAAGAAGAGUGCCAAUGCGUGAAAUCUCUUUAUAAAGUUAAUUGAUUGCUAAUGGCAAUCAUCUGUUGGGUGCUUCAGCACUCUGAAGAAUCAGGCCUUGACAUAGUGGAGUGUCUCUCCUCCAGUGGCAACCUAGUGGCCUAAUUGUUUAUGUUGCCAAUUGAAAAUAAAAGCAUAUCCUCUCACUGUGUAUGCCCCAAGCUUCAAGAUUGGUUUGUGUCUGACAUGCUGGUUAUUGGAGACAAACAACGCCGGGAAACAUCCUCUGGUUGCUACUCUGUUGUCCCUGGGUGUUGAACAAUUGGUGCUGGUGUGUGAAGCUUGAGCCUAAUGGUGACUUGAUGUAGGGUUAUUGCUGUAUUGAGGAGAAAGGAAUUGUAAACUAAAAUUUGCAUCUUGAGAUUCUGUUCCCCUGAAAUGUAAAUUCUGAGGGAAAUCUAAACCUAUGGGAGAGAUGCUGGAUCCUUAACAUAUAUAAAAGUGAAAAUACAGGACUGUAUGGUUGAGGGGGCUUAGCAGAAAGUGUUCAAAGCAUUGUGUGUGUACAUUUAAAGUUGUGGCUUUUUGCUGAAGGUAUGGAGCCUCCACUCCAUGUUAGAAGCCAGAGCUGGAGACCUAGGAGUUCCUUUAGGCACAACUUUAUAAGGAAUGUAACUAAUCUUUCCUAAUAAAUCUAUGGCAGAUGUAA